Camelus dromedarius (Arabian camel) is the source of this 3059-nucleotide messenger RNA. RefSeq names its product transmembrane channel like 6 (gene TMC6). Gene Ontology annotation, cellular component: plasma membrane. The transcript has 22 exons. Gene Ontology annotation, molecular function: mechanosensitive monoatomic ion channel activity. Lineage: Eukaryota; Metazoa; Chordata; Mammalia; Artiodactyla; Camelidae. The record is from RefSeq and is a predicted model, not a curated record. Bases 444 to 2885 code for a protein of 813 amino acids.
CAAUCUGGUGUUGCAAGGCCCGCUGCAUCAGUGUGGCUUUGCAGCGUGCUGUUAUUUUGAUCAUCGCCCUGGGGAAGUGGGCGGGUCUGGAAGUACUGUACCCAUUUGAAACUUGGGGAAACUGAGUCCCACAGAAAUUGGCUUCAACCGGAGAUGGGAACACAUCCGGACACCUUCACCCUGCUCAAACGUCGGGGUCGGGCCUGCGAUGGCCACAUGUUGUCCCCUGGGCCCUUGGUCACUCCCUCUCUCUGACCUUGAGACCUCUCCCCGAGCUGGUGGAGCGCAGACAGUUCCCGGCGACCUGCUCUGGGGACAGGUGAGCGUCUCACAGGGCCCCUCCUCCCUGGCGCCUCCCAGAUGUGUAGCAGGAAGCCCUGGAGGCCAUGCUCAGGCUCUGAACUGCCCUAGGUCUGUAGGCCGGCUGGGCAUGAGCCGCAGAUAUGGCCCAGCCGCCGGUCUUUGUCCUCAGUGUCCCUGAGACCCCAGAUGACCCAGAGGGCAGCCAGGAGCCCAGCCCCUACGAUGAGAGCGAGGUGCAUGACUCCUUCUACCAGCUCAUCCAGGAGCAGAGCCGGUGGGCGGCCGAGGAGGGGCUGGAGCUGCAGCAAAGGGAGCCGGGGCCUGGAGCCCUGGGGGCUUUAGGCGAUGACCACCAGGCUCUCCUGGGGCCCGAGGGUGUCCCCGUCCAUAGCAUGGCCACGCUCCGCAUCCUGGCCAGCAUGCCCAGCCGCACCAUUGGCCGGAGCCGCGGCGCCAUCCUCUCCCAGCUCUACAACCGCACGGUGCGGCUGCGCCGCCGGGCUGCCCGCCGGCCCCAGCUCAGGGACGUGGGCCGCUCCGCCCGGCCCAGCCUCCGCCUGUACGACCUGGAGCUGGACCCCCUGGUCCUGGAGGAGGAGGAGAAGCGGGUCCUCCUGGUGAAGGAGCUUCAGGGCCUGACAGUGGCCCAGCGGGACCAUGUGCUCCGGGGGAUGCCCCUGAGCCUGGCUGAGAAACGCUGCCUGCGAGAGGAGAGCCGGACCCCGAGGGGCAAGCGGAGGGCCAGGCAGGGCGGCCGUGGGCUCCCCUCCUGCUGCAGUCAGCUCCAGGACAGCUGUGUCCUGGCCUUGCACAACCUGGGGCUGGUGCUGCUCUCGGGGCUGCAGGCCCUGAAGCCUUGGCGCUAUGCCCUGAAGCGGAUCGGCGGCCAGUUCGGCUCCAGCGUCCUCUCCUACUUCCUCUUCCUCAAGACCCUGCUGGCCUUCAACGCCCUCCUGCUGCUGCCACUGCUGGCCUUCAUCGUGGGCGUGCAGGCCGCCUUCCCGCCAGCGCCCCCGGCCUCCGUGCCCGCCUUCACGGGCCUGGAGCUCCUCACGGGUGGGGGCCGCUUCGCCCACACCGUCCUGUACUACGGCUACUACAGUAACGCCACUCUGAGCCAGCCGUGUGCCUCCCCGCCGGAUGGCGGCCAGUGCCCCCCAGAGGCAGGCGGCCUGCCCUACAACAUGCCCCUGGCCUACCUCUUCACCGUGGGGGUUGCUUUUUUUAUCACCUGCAUCACCUUGGUUUACAGCAUGUCCCGCUCUUUCGGGGAGAGCUACCGGGUGGGCAGCACCUCGGGGGUCCACGCCAUCUCUGUCUUCUGCUCCUGGGACUACAAAGUGACUCAGAAGUGGGCCUCCCGUCUCCAGCACGACAACAUCCGAACCCAGCUGAAGGAGCUGCUGGCCGUGUGGCAGCUGCGCCGGGGCCCUCGGAGCAUGUGCUGGCGGCUGCGGCGUGUGGCCGUGCUGGGGCUCGUGUGGCUGCUGUGUCUGGGGACCACGCUGGGCUGCACCGUGGCCGUCUACAGCUUCUCGGAACUCAUGAUCAAGAGCCCAGGGUCCACUGAGCGGGAGGGGGCGCUGCUGGCCCUGCCCCUGGUGGUCUGCCUCCUCAACCUGGGGGCCCCCUACCUGUACCGCGGCCUGGCUGCCCUGGAGCGCCAUGACUCCCCGGUGCUGGAGGUGUACGUGGCCAUCUGCAGGAACCUCAUCCUCAAGAUGGUCACCCUGGGGAUCCUUUGUUACCACUGGCUGGGCCGCAGGGUGGGCACCCUGCGGGACCAGUGCUGGGAGAACUUUGUGGGCCAGGAGCUGUACCGGCUCAUGGUGAUGGACUUCCUCUUCACAUUGCUGGACACACUUUUCGGGGAGCUGGUGUGGAGGCUCAUCUCCGAGCGGACACUGAAGAGGAGGGGGAAGCCUGAGUUCGACAUUGCUGGGAACGUCCUGGAGCUGAUUUACGGGCAGACCCUGACCUGGCUCGGUGUCCUCUUCUCCCCACUCCUCCCCGCCAUGCAGAUCAUCAAACUGCUGCUCCUCUUCUACGUCAAGAAGACCAGCCUGAUGGCCAACUGCCAGGCGCCCCGCAGGCCCUGGAAGGCUUCCCACAUGAGCACCGUCUUCAUCUCGCUGCUCUGCUUCCCGUCCUUCCUGGGCGCUGCCAUCUUCCUCUGCUACGCUGUCUGGCAGGUGAAGCCCUCGAGCAUCUGCGGCCCCUUCCGGACCCUGGACACCAUGUAUGAGGCGGGCAAGGUGUGGGUGCGCCACCUGGAGAGGGCGGGCCCCAGGGUCUCCUGGCUGCCCUGGAUCCACCGGUACCUGCUGGAAAAUACCUUUCCCAUCUACUUGGUGUCGGCCCUGCUGCUGGCCGUGAUCUACCUCAACAUCCAGGUGGUGAAGGGCCAGCGGAAGGUCAUCUGCCUCCUCAAAGAGCAGAUCAGCAACGAGGGGGAAGACAAAAUCUUCUUAAUCAACAAGCUUCAGUCUGUCUACGAGAGAAAGGAGAGGAGCAGGGUUGGUAGAACUGAGGCGGCUGCGAUGCCCCCAGCCCUGUUCACAGACGACGGGGACACCUGGUAGGACAGCGCUGGGCCAGCAGCCCCGCACCUGCUCACCUGCGCUCACACAGCCCUGCGGGCACAGAUGCCGACCAGCCGGAGGGUGGGGGCACUGCAGCCCACCUUAGCGGGAGCACCCAGCGGACCCUGCCCCACCCGGGACUCUGUUUAUUCUGAUUAAACAUGGUUUGCAGAA